CCCGGUACAAAUAGCAGCUUUCUGCAAAUCCCUUUCAGGAUAUGGCUUCCAGAUUUGUUUCAUCCAUCCCCAUGUCUGCCAAUAACUUCACAGUCCCCGCCCUGGGCUUCUCCCACCGCUUGGUUCCCUUCCACAUCCGCCUCUCUCCGCCACCGGUCACUGCCAUUUCCUUGGGAACCUCAAUAUCAUCUGCUCCUGUUACGAUCAGGUCCUCGUCCCUUUCCAUCCCAUCCACUGUUGAUGAAGCCGGCAGGAAGUUUGUUGAAGCCUCAAAACAUGGAAAUUUGAUUCCCCUCUACCAGUGCAUAUUCGCUGACCAGCUUACCCCUGUUCUUGCAUACCGAUGUUUGGUUAAGGAAGAUGACCGCGAGGCUCCGAGCUUUCUCUUUGAAUCUGUGGAGCCUAAUGUCCAAGUUUCUGUUGGCCGCUAUAGUGUUGUCGGGGCUCAACCAGUCAUGGAAAUUGUGGCAAAGGAGAAUAAAGUUACAAUAACGGACCAUGAAUUUGGGCAUCUGACUGAGGAAAUUGUUGAUGAUCCAAUGUCGAUUCCCAGAAGAAUCUCAAAGGGUUGGAAACCCUGUCUCACUGACGAGCUUCCGGAUGCAUUCUGCGGAGGCUGGGCGGGUUAUUUUUCAUAUGACACAGUUCGCUACGUUGAAAAGAAAAAGCUACCAUUUUCAAAGGCUCCGGAGGACGACAGACACCUUGCGGACAUACAUCUGGGCCUCUAUGAUGAUGUGGUUGUGUUUGAUCAUGUGGAGAAGAAAGCAUACGUAAUUCAUUGGGUGAAGCUGGACCGAUACUCCUCUGCCGAGGAAGCUUACAAAAAGGGGAUGGAACGGCUAGAAAAGCUAGUGUCAAGAUUAAAAGAUGUCGAGCCCCCAAGGCUAUCUCCAGGUGAUGUGAAUUUGCAGACUCGCCGUUUUGGUCCUCCUUUGAAGACGUCGAAUAUGACAAGCGAAGAAUACAAGGCGGCAGUCGUUCAGGCGAAACAACAUAUUGAGGCAGGGGAUAUUUUCCAGAUUGUAUUAAGUCAACGUUUUGAGCGCAGAACAUUUGCUGAUCCGUUUGAAAUAUAUAGAGCACUGAGAGUUGUCAAUCCGAGUCCGUAUAUGGCUUAUUUGCAGGCUCGAGGAUGUAUUCUGGCUGCUUCGAGUCCUGAAAUCCUUACUCGCGUGAAGAAGAAUAAGAUAGUGAAUCGUCCAUUGGCUGGGACAAUUAGAAGGGGCAAGACUUUAGAAGAAGAUAAGAAGCUAGAGGUGAAACUUCUGAGUGAUGAAAAGCAAUGCGCGGAGCAUGUCAUGCUUGUUGAUUUAGGACGCAAUGACGUUGGGAAGGUCUCAAAACCUGGUUCUGUGAAAGUGGAAAAGCUUAUGAAUGUUGAACGGUAUUCCCAUGUCAUGCAUAUAAGCUCAACGGUCACGGGCGAGUUGCCAGACCAUUUGACAGGAUGGGAUGCCCUGCGCGCCGCAUUACCUGUUGGAACCGUCAGUGGAGCCCCAAAGGUGAAGGCCAUGGAAUUGAUAGAUGAGAUGGAGGUGACGAGGCGUGGGCCUUACAGUGGAGGCUUUGGGUGGAUCUCUUUCACUGAGGACAUGGACAUUGCGCUAGCUCUCAGGACAAUGGUAUUUCAAACAGGAAUUAGAUAUGAUACUAUGUACUCGUACAAAGGCAAGAACCAGCGCAAGGAAUGGAUCGCUCAUCUUCAAGCUGGUGCUGGUAUCGUGGCUGACAGUGUCCCUGAGGACGAGCACCAAGAGUGUCAAAACAAAGCUGCCGGUCUUGGUCGCGCCAUUGACUUGGCUGAAUCUGCUUUUGUUCAUAAAUGAGAUCUACAAACAAUAAGCACGAGAAUAUGUAUCCCCUCUGAAAUUUUAGAUCUCUCACAAGCGGAACUCAUCACUAUGCGAGAUUUAUAUAUAUAUAUAUUGCACGUGUUUCCAUCCCCGUUAUUAC
This is a messenger RNA of Neltuma alba, 1956 nucleotides long. RefSeq names its product anthranilate synthase alpha subunit 1, chloroplastic. Bases 42 to 1829 code for a protein of 595 amino acids. Gene Ontology annotation, biological process: L-tryptophan biosynthetic process. Gene Ontology annotation, molecular function: anthranilate synthase activity. The record is from RefSeq and is a predicted model, not a curated record. NCBI's taxonomy places the organism in Eukaryota, Viridiplantae, Streptophyta, Magnoliopsida, Fabales, Fabaceae. The transcript has 11 exons.